Molecule: messenger RNA, 660 nt
Organism: Botrytis porri
Lineage: Eukaryota; Fungi; Ascomycota; Leotiomycetes; Helotiales; Sclerotiniaceae
Exons: 3
Coding region: 1-660 (219 amino acids)
Source: RefSeq, a predicted model, not a curated record
AUGAAACAAGCAGCUCCAAUUCGAGACCUUGGAAAUCAACUACAAAUCGAAACACUCGCACCCGGAACUACGAGUUUCUCAUUAAAUGCUAGAGAUGAGAGACACAUAACUCUCGACGAAACAGACAGCCUUCGAACAGAUCGACCAGGUCUCGAGAGAUAUCAGUUGAAUCGGGAUGCAGCCAUUGGAGGUCACUCGUAUGACUUCGCCGAGCUGUAUAUGGAGCAUCGCGAGUGGCAGGAACAGGCGAAAAAAGUCAACCAACGACUCAAUAAUUACGUUUGGCAAAUGACAAAUCUACGCGAAAAUCCAGAGCUCAUGCAUGAGAUACAUGCUCUGAUAGAGCUAGUCGAAGCGCUAAUGCACGAACGAGAUGAGCGAGGCAUUAAAUUCGAAAUUGCUUUGCAUGCUAGAAAAUUAGCAGACGAGGAGGACGCAGAAUUGAGACAGAACGAUGGUAGUUCUUCGGAUACUCCAGUGGAAGUGGAGCCAAGAACAACGAUAACUACUGCAAAUAUGGUGGAGUGGUUUGAGACAAUCUCUGAACUUUGGGAGGAGGAUAGACAGACGGUUGCGAGCAUCCAUGACCCAUAUUAUGCUGUUCGCAAUGGAGAAUAUCCUAACAUCCGAGAAGCGUUGGAGGAUGCUGUCAGCUUAUAA